Molecule: messenger RNA, 1098 nt
Organism: Neoarthrinium moseri
Lineage: Eukaryota; Fungi; Ascomycota; Sordariomycetes; Amphisphaeriales; Apiosporaceae
Exons: 3
Coding region: 1-1098 (365 amino acids)
Biological process (GO): alcohol metabolic process
Molecular function (GO): zinc ion binding; alcohol dehydrogenase (NADP+) activity
Source: RefSeq, a predicted model, not a curated record
AUGGCAGCCCAAGCGAGCCCUAAGUUCCAGGGAUGGCUCGGCAAGACGCCCGAAUCCAUCAAGGGGAAGAUGGAGUGGGGUGACUUUGAGCCCAAGAAGUGGUCCGAAGAUGAUGUCGACAUUGAGAUCUCCCACUGCGGUAUCUGCGGCAGUGACCUGCACAUGCUGAAGUCUGGCUGGGGAGAGACGCCAUACCCUUGUGUCGUCGGCCACGAGAUCGUGGGCAAGGCCGUUCGUGUCGGCCAGAAUGUCAAGCACGUCAAGGUCGGUGAUCGUGUUGGAGUUGGCGCUCAGGCUCGUUCCUGCUUGAAGCCGGACUGCGUGGACUGCAGCAACAGUGAAGAGAACCACUGCGCCAAUGGAGUCGUCAACACCUACGGCUCCAUCUACCCCAAUGACGAGGGUAAAUCGUAUGGCGGCUACGCGGACUACAACCGCACCAAUGGCCAUUUCGUCAUCCCUAUUCCUGAAGGCCUUGAUUCCGCUGACGCAGCCCCCAUGUUGUGCGGUGGCAUCACCGUCUUCUCGCCGCUGCAUCAAAACGGCUGCGGACCUGGCAAGACGGUCGGCAUCGUCGGUGUCGGUGGUCUCGGCCACUUCGGUGUGCUGUUCGCAAAGGCACUCGGCGCCGACAAGGUUGUUGGGAUCUCGCGAAAGGCCAGCAAAAAGGACGACGUCCUCAAGCUUGGCGCUGACGCGUAUAUCGCGACCGACGACGACAAGGACUGGGUUGCCAAGAACAGGCGGUCUCUGGACCUCAUUGUCAGCACUGUCUCGAGCGAGAAGAUGCCUCUUCAAGACUACCUGUUGCUCUUGAAGACUAAGGGCACGUUUAUCCAAGUUGGUGCUCCUGACGGCGGCAACCUGCCCAACAUCAACGCUUUCACUCUGAUUGGCAACGGUAUCAAGGUUGGAGGCAGUGCCAUCGGCGCUCCUAGCGAGAUCAAGGAGAUGUUGCAGCUGGCCGUUGACAAGAAGAUCAAGCCUUGGGUUCAGGAGAGGCCAUUGAAGGAUGCUAACAGUGCUGUGGUAGAUAUGGAUGCUGGUAAGGCCAGAUACAGAUAUGUGCUGGUCAACGAGAACUACGGCAAGCACUAA